CGGCGCGAAUCCGAUAGCCUAUACUUCUCAGGGGCGCGUGAGUGCCUGCGGGCCCGCCGUACGUCGCGCACAAAGGCGUCCGGUACGCGGGAGGUAGCGCCCGGUUGAAUGCAGAAGGGUCGCCUCCGUGCGGUGCCUGCGUGUCCAGCUGCAGCGCCGGAUGCGGCGGCCCCACAGAGCAAACCGCGCGCCCUGGCCCGAGGAGGGGGCUCCGGCCAGGCUUUGGCUGCGUCAAGCGGAACGGAAAUCGCGCAGAUCUGCACUGGGCUAUGAGGGGAAUAGAGAAUCCUCCAGAGCGGUAGAAGGGGAGACGCGUGCUGUUCGGUGGCGUGUGCAGAGCGAGAGGUACUUACUCGUGAAAUCACCUCUUGUCGCCCUUCUGACCACGUCCGCAGCGGAAAGGGUCUUCCUUGGUACCGUAAAAGGCGGGUUUGAAUAGAUAGCUUCGGCUCUCCCCCGUGUGGCUGAGGAGAGAGAAGAAUCGGAAGUCGUCAAGGUCAACUUCCAAGAAGGCCAGGA
This is a messenger RNA of Schizophyllum commune H4-8, 519 nucleotides long. RefSeq lists its product as uncharacterized. The transcript has a single exon. The record is from RefSeq and is a predicted model, not a curated record. Bases 161 to 439 code for a protein of 92 amino acids. NCBI's taxonomy places the organism in Eukaryota, Fungi, Basidiomycota, Agaricomycetes, Agaricales, Schizophyllaceae.